CUGAAAGGGGUAAGAGCCUCUGAGACAACGCCCGACGCGUAAAAGUUUUCCCAAUUUACGCGUACGAAAAUCUCUUCCUCACUAUGUAAUUUUUUCUUUUUUGUUCUCUCAAAUUACGCGCAUGGAAAGAGCCCUUCGUAUUUUCUAUGCUGUUGGAAUUUCUCCCUUACAAGGAUUUUUUUAGUUGUUGUUGAUUGGAAAGGAUUUUAUACAUCAACUUGUAUUUUUUGUUUCAAUUGAGCUGUUUCACCUUGCCGUGUUUGACAUUUUUCAUCUCAGGCCCACAGUUCACGUACAUUUCUGAGAGGACUGGACGUUGUUUCAACCUUUUUGCUUGGAGAUUAUUACCGUUAGUCCCCGUUCUUCCUCUGCCACCUCAAGACACAUUGAAAACACUGCCAGACAGGUGAGAAGGCACUGUCUGUGUAUUUUCCAUACUGACAAGUGAUCACAGGCCCUUCCCACACGGUGAACAAUGAAGCAAACCCUCUCGCAGGCCUCCCUUGAUACGAUGAGCUAUACCAGCGAUAACAACACUGAAAGCGCAGCGUUUUCCUCUACGCCAACAACGUCGCAUUCGUCUCCAGAGCCCUAUCCUCAGGGCACGGUCAAGGGCAUGUCGAAUGAGACGCUGUCCAAGGGCUCUGCCACCGUUGCUAACGAGCCACGGCACAACUACCAGGACGUUUCUCCAGACUUACUCCAGAAUGGCUUCUACAACUCGCAAUCGCUCAAGGACCAUGCAAAGACCAUCCGCAAAUCACUGGUGAUGUCGGACUCGAUGGCGUCUGUUGCUAUACACGACCAUGACUACGGCCGAGGCGAGAAGACUGGGAUCGCAAUGACGAACUCACCAAGCUUCAGUGCGUUGGCCAGCAUCCUGGAGAAGAAGCAGGUGAGGGCCGUCAAGCCAAAGACAGUGCUGUCGCCAAAUCUGAUUGAAUUAGAUGAGGAUGAGGAUGCGAAUGAUACGACUACUCCAACUAUCAAACAACAAGAACCAGUAUACGACGAUGACGACAUCUUCAAGACUCCAGAGGUUAAACAGCAGAAGGCCUUCCCUCCUCAACCGCUUACAGAGCCUCUGCCAAGAGUUGAUGAAGGACAGGAGGAGGCACAUGAUGACGUUGAAGACGAUUCUCCAAACCUCAAAGUUUUGUCGACGAGUCCAGAGAAGCCAGCUAUGGAUAAAGAGCUUCCUUCCUUACAACGUCCUGCGAUGAUAGUGUCGAGCGAUCCAACGUCGCUCCAGGCUUCCCAACACCAACACAUCAUCAACAACUACAAGGUGAGAAGCACGUCACAACAAGUUGUACAGGAUCAUCAGCCUAAGUCCACUCCCAAACAGACACCAGGGCUUGGACAGCAUUACUCGAAGAGAGCAAGCUCCAUGCCUGUACUGGUAGAUUCACAGGCACACAAUAAAUCACACGAGAAGAAGCGUUCAUUGCUCUCGUUCUUCAAGAAGAGAUCUGUCUCAGGCACCGAUGUUCCACACGUUAAUAAGCAGCAACAGCACCAACAGCACCAACCUCAGGUUAAAAAGAUGGCGUCGUCGCAGUCCUUCCAGAUUCAAAGCCCACAGGCUCAGGCACAGCAACCACGAGCAGCACAACGGUCAACAUCCUCAACAUCUGUAUUCUCUGCUUUCAGAAGAUCCAAGAAGCCAACGUUUGAAAUUGUGGAAGAGCCUCAAUUUGCUUAUAAACAACAAGAGCAGACGAAUGGUGUGGAUGAAGAUGCAUUCACAAAGGAGCCUUCUGACGAUAAUGCAUCGUUCUCAUCUGAUGAGGGGUUUAACGAAGACUUCAACAAGCUGAAAGUUGAAGCGAUGGAUAAAUCCACUCUAGAGCCAUUAUCAAAUGCUGAACUGGAGAAAGAUUAUGAGACAAAACGAUCCUCUCAAAUAUCACAAGGCGAGACUCUAUUCCCAAGAAAAUUGUCUGCCCAUGAUGUGGAAUCAAUAGUGUCAUUGGAACGUAACAGAUCGCAGAGUCGUCACUCAAUCAUCUCUCGUCGUCAUUCUCAAAGCUCGAGCAGACCAUUGUCACUUGUGGAAGCCAUUGAAUCAAACGCAAGGGAAGCUGGCAUGCACAUUGAACAGGGUAUUCUAAGACCACCUUCAACAUAUUCUUUAUCAACAAGUACUCAGCAGAGUCCGAAGAUCCUGGAUGCUCAAGAAGGAUAUAACGACGACGGUGAUGAUGAUUCCUUUCACUUUGAGGAUUUCUCAAAUGCCUUGGAAUUUGAUGACAUUGCUGAUCAAUACAUUGCCGAUAACAAAGUCAAUGAUGGUAAUGAAAGCUCUUACGAUGAUAAUGACGUCUCAGACCUCCUGGAAUUUUCAGAAUUCAUCGACUUUGGUGGUGAUUUGGAACUGAACUUUGAUCUUGAUGACGAUUCCACUCCACUGUCACAACCUCCUCUCAACUCCAGCUCUUUAUCUGCCGUUGGUACUGAUGCACACUCAUUCCAAUCGCCAGCGUCUCUCCAAUCUGCCAGAUUCAGCAACAAAGCUGUACAAUCCCCAAAUACAUCACCUUUCAUCCCAGACUCUGCCUUUGUUCCGUCCAUGAGUCGUCCGAUUUCAAUGUCAUUCCGUGGCUUAAAGGCCCCAACACUGAACAGAUAUCAAGACUCUGGAUCAACACAGUCAUUCGGGUCCUCAAAUGCACCAUCUGUGAACAAAGGCUCAAAAACUGUUGAAUUUUCUAGCAAAAUUACACUGUACGAUGUAUACGCAGAGGACGAAUAUGAUAGAAAACCUGACAUUGCAACUUGCAACCAACUCACUCCACAAUUGGCGCAAAGAAUCAGAGUAGAGCUGAAUGAAUUGAAGAGUGAAAUGGAAGUCCAUGAGGAUUCAAGAUGUUACACGCAUUUCUUCUAGCGUUGAAUUACAAUGUUCUUAAUGAUUUCUAGGGCAAGACGCUCGCUAA
Williopsis jadinii is the source of this 2939-nucleotide messenger RNA. RefSeq lists its product as uncharacterized. The transcript has a single exon. Gene Ontology annotation, biological process: actin cytoskeleton organization. Gene Ontology annotation, molecular function: actin binding. The record is from RefSeq and is a predicted model, not a curated record. Bases 476 to 2890 code for a protein of 804 amino acids. Lineage: Eukaryota; Fungi; Ascomycota; Saccharomycetes; Phaffomycetales; Wickerhamomycetaceae.